AUGCGUAGCACGCAGCUGUACGCAAGUGGCAGCGACCCAAGCGAUCCUUACAAUGCCUAUAUUGACAAGUCCUUAACCGUGAAAGGAGCACCGGAUGGGCCGCUAAAAGGGCUGGCGUUUGCAGUCAAGGACCUCUUCGACGCUCUUUUGGAUGCUGGCGCUACACUACGCGGCAAGACGCACAUGGACGAGCUGGCGUACAGCUUGAACGGCGAAAACAUCCACUAUGGCACGCCGAUCAACCCCGCCGCGCCGGGACGCAUCCCGGGAGGCUCUUCGUCGGGAUCCGCGUCCUGGUCCUGGUCCCGUGCUUGCAUAUGGUAUGGAGUUGAUAAAACAGACCUAGGUAAGGUGGCGGUGGCGGCGGGUGACGUGCCGGUGGCGCUGGGAAGUGACACGGGCGGCUCGGUACGAGUGCCGGCGGCGUACUGCGGGCUGUACGGUAUACGGCCCACAUGGGCCCGGACGAGUUUGGCGGGGGCACGCCCCCUGGCGCCGUCUUUUGAUACUGCCGGAUGGUAA
Molecule: messenger RNA, 522 nt
Organism: Volvox carteri f. nagariensis
Lineage: Eukaryota; Viridiplantae; Chlorophyta; Chlorophyceae; Chlamydomonadales; Volvocaceae
Exons: 4
Coding region: 1-522 (173 amino acids)
Source: RefSeq, a predicted model, not a curated record